Messenger RNA from Echinococcus granulosus, 663 nucleotides. RefSeq lists its product as hypothetical. Bases 1 to 663 code for a protein of 220 amino acids. The transcript has 5 exons. The record is from RefSeq and is a predicted model, not a curated record. NCBI's taxonomy places the organism in Eukaryota, Metazoa, Platyhelminthes, Cestoda, Cyclophyllidea, Taeniidae.
AUGUGGCUGAACGGCAGUAAAUGGAGCAGCCAAGUAAACACUGCGAAUGGAAUUAAAUUCAAGAGUUUUCAAAUUACGUCACCAUUGAAAUGCGUAAAAUGUGAUUAUCCAUUUUACCUUCACAAACAUCUUCAACUCCAUCACAUUUUUUGGACUUCUGUACUCUGUAUUGUUUGCCUCAAUGUGCAAAUUUUGUCUGCACGUGCCCUAUUUUAUUUAAGCAGCAUUGCAAGUUCUAAAACAUUUCUUCGUGAAACCUUGGUCAAAGACGAUUAUAUAAAUUACUUUGAUGCAUUUCUGACCAGAUUAAUGGACAAGUCUAUUAAAUUUUGUACGAAUACCUUUGGAAAUAGAAUUCUUCUAUACAGUACUCAUCUUCUAGUAUAUCAAUGGAAGCGAAAAAUCGAAUGCUACUCAUCAGUUAGCAAUGGUAAUGGUUUUCGAAUAGCAGACAAUUUCAACUUGAAUAUCGCCCCAAAUUCAAGUCUUGAUGCAUUUAGCAUGACAUGCGCUGCAUUUGAUUCAAUUCUUAUAUACUUAGAUUUGCACAAAGACAUUGUCAACAAAAUGAUUUUGAGUAGAAUUCAGGGGAAGAAUUCUUCUUUCUUUACUAAUUUUGUCCAGAAAAUAUUGGCUUGGUUACUAUCCAAUUAUCUUGAAUAG